This is a messenger RNA of Paramecium sonneborni, 741 nucleotides long. NCBI's taxonomy places the organism in Eukaryota, Ciliophora, Oligohymenophorea, Peniculida, Parameciidae. The record is from the annotation of a GenBank genome assembly.
AUGUAAAAACAUUUAUUAAUGAAUACUAGUCCACACAUUGAGAUGAAGCACAUAACAUAAACAACAAAUAAAGGAGUUUAUGUACUGUAUUAUGAAUAAAUAAUUGAAUCAACAGAUCCAAUUGUAAAAGCUCUCCAAUUUUAUUUUAAAUCAAGAGAAUUGGUUAAAGACAUCAAUUCUGUCAAAUAAGUCAUAAUCUAUUCUUUAAAUGAAGAUGAUCCUUUUACUUAUAUAAUACUAUAAUUAGCAACUACAGCUAGAGAAGAUGGAGCAAUUCUAGCAAGGAAAGCCUGUAAUAAAAUAGUUACAUAAAAAAGUGAAGAUAAUUCGAUGAGUAAAUUAUUACCUCAUAAUUAUACAAUUCAUGAUAUAGCAGAAUUUAACUUUGGAUUCUAAUUAGCUAAUUAUAGAUGGACAUAUUAAUCUAUUAAAGAAGGAGGUAAACCAUCAUAAAUUCCUAUACAUUAUUUAUAUUUGAUUACUUAAAUAAAAUAAGAAGAUUAUCUUACCGAAAUAGAAUAAAAAUGGAAUCUAAAAUAAUAAGAGAAUAGAAUUAAUUAUUAGUUUACACCAUUUAGGGAAACCUAUAUUAAGAUUACGAGAAUUAGUUCCAAUGAGACCAAACAUAGCCAUAACAGGAUUUAUGAAGAAUUCCAUUUAAGAUAUGUAAAAGGAUUUGGUGACAAAGGGAUUUCUACUAUUAUAGAAGGUGAUGAACUCUUAACAGCUGGUUGAAGACUU